GUUACCGUUACUGUAAUAAUUAUUAACCAAAUUUAAUAGGCCUAAAUAAAUAAUAGGCCUAGCCUAAAAUAAAAUAAACUCCACUGGGUCCCUCCACUGACUACUGAUCGAUACACUCACCGACAGAUGUUAGGCUACUGUUAAAAAAAUGCCUGGAGGUCGCAGGAUAUUUUCACGAAUACAGGCAGGCAACUCUUAUUCAUCUGGAAAAGGAUCUGGAUCUGGAAGCCAUGGCCCAGAUGAGGGCGUGCCACUAGCCUCCAUGGUUGUCCUACCCAAACACAGCCACCUGCCAGAUAUUCCAGGAGAUGGAAAUCUCUACUUUGAGUGCAUGCUUUUUGUCUUUGGCAUCAUAAUGAUGUGCCUCCAGUAUAUCAACCUCUACAAAACUGUCUGGUGGCUGCCCCAGUCACACGCCCAGUAUGCUCUGAACUUCUACCUGAUUGAUUUCUACCUUGUUGGUUUUAUAUCCAUUAUUCUUUCCAUCCGUUUUAUCAUUUGUUUCACACAAGAGGUACAUGGCAGUAGAAUACUGUACUGGUUUGUUCAUGGGGUCAAGGUUAUCCUGGUCUUUCUGGCCAUCAAUGGGGUCAGCUUCAACUGUUAUCAGAUUCUUCUGGAAUACGGCUUUAAGACAUGUCUGUUUCUUGCCUACCCUGCAGUGAUCUAUCUGAUACUGUUUGGCUUUGCCAUUAAACCACUCUACCAGCGCAACUUAGCCUGGCCGAGGCCAGCACUGGGAGUUGACAAACAGGCCGACAGGGCCCAGAGGUACAAGGCCAAGGACGAGGCACCUUUAGGCCACACCUGCACAUUGACACCAGAUGUUGUCAGGGAAGAGGUGGACACCCUGAAGAAAGACUUCAACAGCAGGUUAAAGCAGGUCCUCUUUAACUCCUUGACCACGUCAUUCUAUGCCACAGGAGUCCCUGUCUGGUUCUCUCAGAACGCACACAGUAAUUGUGAUGCAUGUUGGAACACACUGUACUAUGACUCAUGGUGGAUGUGGCAGCACGUGUGCUUGACGUGGCUGAGUGCGGUGCUGAUGUUGACCUGCCACUUCCUGCCCCCUCACUACCUGCACCUCCUACAUAAGAGUGCCCGGCAUCUGGGCAGAUGGCAGAGAAUGGAAGCCAGACAUGCUCACGUUCCUUAUAAUGCAUGGUCUGAACUCCAAGUCUGGCCACAAGGAGCUCUGGUCAAGCAUGUGAAAGGGCUGUUUAAAGCUGAAGGCAUCAAUGUAACAGCUGAACCAGGAAACAGCUUACACAGCAGAUUCUAUCUACUGUUCCACCAGCCGCUGCGGGUCAUGAACUGGCUGGUGUUCCUGACCUGCCUUGUGGUGGGCUACCAGUUUUUCUGCCUGGUCCAGAGCUCUGAGUGGAGCCAUGUUGUCUCCCUGGCGCUGCUCAUGUUCUGUAACUUCUACACGCUCUUUAAGCUGAUGAGGGACUGGUUUCUCAUGGGGAAAGUUUACAAAGACCAUGAUUAUGGCUUAUCAAAUUAAAUGCUUCUUUGUCACGUC
Messenger RNA from Physella acuta, 1525 nucleotides. Its product is annotated as transmembrane protein 39A. Lineage: Eukaryota; Metazoa; Mollusca; Gastropoda; Physidae. Gene Ontology annotation, cellular component: membrane. The record is from RefSeq and is a predicted model, not a curated record.